AUGGACGACAAUGACAUGAAAUACUUUGAUCCGGAGGCAAGACUUUGCAAGUUCGCCUGCGGCAAGAAGCAUGGCUGCAAGAUGCUGCAAGCAGAGAUGCACUACAAGACGUGGCACGGGAAGUCCACAUGUGGAAUCUCUGUGGUGACAUCUACAAUGUAG
Molecule: messenger RNA, 162 nt
Organism: Symbiodinium natans
Lineage: Eukaryota; Dinophyceae; Suessiales; Symbiodiniaceae
Source: the annotation of a GenBank genome assembly